GGAAGCGGAAACGAGCCUUCUCUUCUCCGCCAGUGUUCGCAGCGCAGCGGCACAUGUGCGAGCGAGAUCAUAAUAAUUGAUCAAAAUGCGCAUCGAGAAGUGUUAUUUCUGCUCGGCUCCGGUGUAUCCGGGACACGGAAUGAUGUUUGUGCGCAACGACUGUAAGGUUUUCAGGUUCUGUCGGUCCAAAUGCCACAAAAACUUCAAGAAGAAGCGAAACCCAAGAAAGACCAGAUGGACUAAAGCGUUCAGGAAGUCAGCAGGCAAAGAGCUGACGCUGGAUAACGCACUGGAGUUUGAGAAGCGAAGAAAUAUUCCUGUCAACCAUAACUAA
Molecule: messenger RNA, 334 nt
Organism: Sinocyclocheilus grahami
Lineage: Eukaryota; Metazoa; Chordata; Actinopteri; Cypriniformes; Cyprinidae
Product: probable ribosome biogenesis protein RLP24
Exons: 3
Coding region: 86-334 (82 amino acids)
Biological process (GO): ribosomal large subunit biogenesis
Cellular component (GO): nucleolus
Molecular function (GO): structural constituent of ribosome
Source: RefSeq, a predicted model, not a curated record